This is a messenger RNA of Lotus japonicus, 1728 nucleotides long. RefSeq names its product probable receptor-like serine/threonine-protein kinase At5g57670. Gene Ontology annotation, biological process: protein phosphorylation. The record is from RefSeq and is a predicted model, not a curated record. Bases 389 to 1522 code for a protein of 377 amino acids. Gene Ontology annotation, molecular function: ATP binding; protein kinase activity. The transcript is spliced from 7 exons. NCBI's taxonomy places the organism in Eukaryota, Viridiplantae, Streptophyta, Magnoliopsida, Fabales, Fabaceae.
CAGAACAAAGCAUUUAAUGAUCUCUACCCCAAAGUACACAUGCUGCAAUGCAAUGCAAUCCUAUACAGACAUUUUCAUGCUUCAUUUCACGCCUAUAAUUCCUUAAACCAACAAAAUUACAAACAUCACAUCCCUCUCUUCCCUCUUAAUAAAUCUUCCUCUCUGUUUUUCCUCUGUUUGUGUGUGUCUCUCUCUGCCUCUGAAAGAGAAAGAAGCAACACUCAACUCAACAAUACUACUGUGACACACCACUGUUACUGUUUUCACUUUUUCCCUCCUUGUCUUUUUUCCUUCCUUCCAUUUUCCCAACCUUGUUGCUCUGCAUGAAAACAGAGUCCCCUGUUUCCCCUGUUUCCUCUGUUUCCCCUGUUUCAUCUGUUCGCCAUUCAUGGCAAUGAAGUAUAUUCGGAGCAACAGCUUCAAGAGGCUAUUCUCCUUUGGAAGACGCAGUUUUGGAGGAGAAAACGAUGAUAGCAGCUUGGUGGUUCCUCCUUAUGAAGAACACCCUCCAAGACCCUCUUGGAAAUGCUUCUCUUAUGAAGAGUUGUUCCAUGCCACCAAUGGCUUCAGCUCAGAAAACAUGGUUGGAAAAGGAGGGUAUGCAGAGGUUUACAAGGGAAGACUAGAAAGUGGUGAUGAAAUUGCAGUGAAGAGGCUCACAAGAACUUGCAGGGAUGAGAGGAAGGAGAAGGAGUUUCUGACAGAGAUUGGUACAAUAGGCCAUGUUUGCCAUUCCAAUGUUAUGCCUCUUUUGGGUUGUUGUAUUGACAAUGGACUUUACCUUGUUUUUGAGCUGUCCACUGUUGGCUCAGUUGCUUCUCUUAUUCAUGAUGAGAAAAUGGCUCCUCUUGAUUGGAAAACAAGGUACAAGAUAGUUCUUGGGACAGCACGUGGUCUCCACUACUUGCACAAAGGCUGCCAGAGGAGGAUAAUCCAUAGGGACAUCAAAGCAUCAAACAUUCUUUUGACAGAAGAUUUUGAACCACAGAUAUCCGAUUUUGGACUAGCAAAGUGGCUUCCAUCUCAGUGGACUCAUCAUUCAAUAGCCCCAAUAGAAGGGACAUUUGGGCAUUUGGCACCUGAGUACUAUAUGCAUGGAGUUGUGGAUGAAAAGACAGAUGUAUUUGCCUUUGGAGUGUUCUUGUUAGAAGUCAUCUCUGGGAGGAAACCAGUGGAUGGGUCUCACCAAAGCUUGCACACCUGGGCUAAACCAAUAUUGAGCAAAUGGGAGAUAGAAAAGUUGGUGGAUCCAAGGCUUGAAGGGUGUUAUGAUGUGACACAGUUUAAUAGAGUUGCCUUUGCUGCUUCGUUGUGCAUCCGUGCAUCUUCAACUUGGAGACCUACCAUGAGUGAGGUACUAGAGGUAAUGGAAGAAGGGGAGAUGGAUAAAGAGAGAUGGAAGAUGCCAAAGGAAGAAGAAGAAGAUCAGCAAGGAGAGGAAUUUUGGGGUUUUGAGGAUCUGGAAUAUGAAUAUGACAGUUCAUUUUCAAUGUCCCUUCCUGACUCCACUGGAAGUACUUAGAGUUAGGUACAAUUUUACACUAACUGUCACUAUGCUUGGACAUCCUAGAAUCACUUAUUAGUUAUUAGUUAUUUCCUUGUAAAAGCUAAUGCUAAUAACUUCUCCCACAAUCACUUUGUCCUCCAAAGUCCAAACACAUACAUUGUAUAUAUGCUUGUUACACGUAUGUAUAAGAGAAUUGAAGCCUCUUGUGGCUGUUUUUUCAA